GGCGCGCGGGAGAGCGAGUCGUCGCCCAGCCGCAGCGGCACGGCGCUUUCUCCUUUCUUCCUUUACUGGCGGGUUGAACUUGCUGCUGAGGCUGUUGGGGCGGGAAAGUCCAUCACUGGGACAUUGUUGGCCCUACUGGGCCCGGGUGUGCAUACGGCUUUUCAGGGCUGGUGUUGCUCUAUACCCUGCGUUAUAGUCCAAAUCCUAUGUGCUCUCCUAUCUGGGAAGCCCCGCUAAACCCAACGGGGCUGACUUCCAAAUCAAGUGGUCCCUGCAGUUUUGAGCGGACUCCUCCUCCUCCUCCUGCUGAAUCUGUACGAGGCAACAGAGAGUUCUUUAUGGUGUGGGAUUUCAGGACUGAAAAGUGCUCUGCUACUUGGCACAGGAGCUGUCUUAGCUGUGAUAACAAAACAGCUUCACCGCAGGAAGGAGAGCAGCGGCAGGAUCAAGUUGGCCCUUGUAAUGUCUGCCAUCCACUCUUCUUUGAGCUAGGAAGCCAUGACUUCAAAAGCCAGGGGAGACGUGUCAGAAUGCAGCAUCACAGAACUCCUUCUUGCACUUUGAUGGUCCUGCUCUCCUCCUUGAAGUGUGCUGUGGCAGGGAUCCAUCAGGGACAGUGUCGAGGGAGAAGUUCAUAAGCCAGGAAGGGCCAUGGGCCUGAGCUUUGCCAGCCUUCAUGUCUCCUACAAGUUCAAGCUGCUGAUGCUCUUCACCUUGUGCGUUCUAUUGGUGGGCUGGAUCACCUCCACUUACCUGUUGGAUGUUGUGCAUGAAAAUCCAAGAGCAAAAGACAUGGUGGCAAGCUUCAGGAAACCAGCAGCUACCACAGAGGAGCAAAAUGAAAAUCCAAAAACGUCAGCUGUGCCGACUGUGUCCUUACCUGCCGUGAAUCCCACCUGUCCCCCUGUGUCUCCCUACCUGCGGGGCCCUAGCAAACUGACCUUCAAGCCAUCUCUUACCCUAGAAGAGGUGCAGAAAGAGAACCCACAGGUGGCAAAGGGCCGCCAUCACCCAGAAGACUGCUUAGCUCGGCAACGAGUGGCUAUAUUGAUCCCAUUCCGCAAUCGGGAGAAGCACCUAGUGUACCUGCUGGGGUACCUUCAUCCCUUCUUGCAGCGGCAGCAACUGGACUACGGCAUCUAUGUCAUUCACCAGGCUGGCCGGGCCAAGUUCAACAGAGCAAAACUGCUGAAUGUGGGAUACUUGGAAUCGCUGAAGGAUAACUGGGACUGCUUCAUCUUCCAUGACGUGGACCUGUUGCCAGAGAACGACUUCAACCUUUACAUGUGUGGCAGUCAGCCAAAGCACCUGGUGGUGGGCAGAAACAGCACAGGCUACAGGUUGCGUUACCAAGGUUACUUUGGAGGCGUAACAGCUCUAACAAGGGAGCAGUUUUCCAAGGUGAAUGGAUUUUCUAACAGCUACUGGGGCUGGGGAGGAGAGGACGAUGACCUCCGAAAAAGGGUCGAACUGCAGAAGAUGAAGGUGGUUCGGCCUCCCCCUAACAUAGCCAAAUACACCAUGAUCUUCCACACAAGAGACCAAGGCAAUGAGGCAAAUGCACAGAGGAUGAAUCUCUUGCAUCGGGUAUCUCGAGUAUGGAAAAUGGAUGGGCUAAACACCUGCUCUUAUAAGCUACUCUCAGUGGAAAACAACCCUUUAUACACCAACAUCACAGUAGAAUUUGGCAUGCCAACCAAGAUCUCAUAAUCUUGGCGUCCCUCUUGCACCUAUGAAUGUUGGGGGAAUGGAGAAGAACUUCUGUGUCAGUCGAACGCAGGUGUUGAACAUUCAGCUUUCUGGCAGCAGUUCCUCGGCAGCAAAAUCCACUACAAGGGAAUGAUCGUUUCUUCAUCUCUAGUAGUUUUGCUAGCUGUUUCCUCGUGGACUUCAGGACAGCAUUGGUAGUUGGCAAUGGGGGUUGACUUGGGAGACAUUUUUAUGAACCUGCAUUUUUCUUUAAAUAUUAAUCCUUUCCUCUGGAGGGAAGGUAAGUUCAGUUCUUGGAAAAGCUAUCGAUUUUUAUAGCUGGUGUUGUAUUUACACAUUUUUAAAUUGGAAACGGGGAUCUAAGGACAAUUAUUGCCAUGCUUCUUCAAAGGUGCAAAGACAAAGGGCUUUUUCAUCUAACGGACACUUUAAAAAACACACAAAGCAAAUAGGAUAAACAUGUGGGAAAUGGAUGGUUUUUCUCUAGUCAGUUGAACAAGUGCUCAUCAUAAUUAUCUUUUGAGGGGAGGGUACAUAAUGCCAUCCUGUAACAGCCAUCAUGGGAAUGAGGGAGAUUUUGAAAACUCUUAAUAAAAUAUAACAUAUUUCACUUAA
Molecule: messenger RNA, 2325 nt
Organism: Hemicordylus capensis (graceful crag lizard)
Lineage: Eukaryota; Metazoa; Chordata; Lepidosauria; Squamata; Cordylidae
Gene: B4GALT4
Product: beta-1,4-galactosyltransferase 4
Exons: 8
Coding region: 652-1710 (352 amino acids)
Biological process (GO): carbohydrate metabolic process
Molecular function (GO): glycosyltransferase activity
Source: RefSeq, a predicted model, not a curated record